CCUGAACUUCGCAUCUCCCCAGUUAUUUAUAUCGCAGCUUCCAUUCAUGUGAGGGCGGCGCCAUGUCACUCCUACCGCUGCCGCCUUUUCUGACCCAGAAGCACGCAUCUAAUGGUACAUGUUCCUUCAAAAACGGUGCUACCUCAACCUAUACAGGCAAUGAUAGGUAUCGUCUGCCGUUACUCAUUACCAAGCAAUUUCAUAUCCCGUCGUGGAGAAGCCCUUUCGUGCCACGCAGAGUCGGAUGUAACAAAACCCAAACUCCUCGCUGAAGAUGACCCCAACCGCCAGGAAUUCAUGACCGACGAAUGCCAGAGGAGAUAUACCUACAUUUUUUUUGACGUCUUUGACCGACAUCCGCCAGGCUUAGUCGAUCUAAC
Molecule: messenger RNA, 380 nt
Organism: Colletotrichum destructivum
Lineage: Eukaryota; Fungi; Ascomycota; Sordariomycetes; Glomerellales; Glomerellaceae
Exons: 1
Coding region: 63-272 (69 amino acids)
Source: RefSeq, a predicted model, not a curated record